ACUACUGGAGACAAAACGAACAUUCCACUGCCAGAAUGUCAUCGCCGACGAAAAUCAAAGAUACCAGGCAUUACAUCGGGCUGUCGUCGCAAAUUAAAUAAUGCGCUCCCCUGCAUUGAAGAAAAGAGCGCAAAGAGUUAAAGCAAAAAAAGAAAGCAAGAGAGAGGCGCGAUAUAAUCGAGAAAUAUCCCGCUGCCGAAAAAGCGGAUGAUAUAAUUACUGGCGAAACGUUCGAUCGAUUUCUCGGCGGGAAAGUCCGAGGGAUCCCGCCAAGUUGUUUCUUCACCGGCGCGGCGGCGAGCCUUGAAGCACCGAUCGAUCACUCGAAGGAUACAGCAACCCUUCGAGACGCGUUUCAGCGCCCUUGGCCCGAUUCGCGCCAUUAAUAAACUCGAAAAAAAAGCAGGCCGAAAAUUAAAUCCUUGAGAGCGCGAUAGUCGAGCUUUGUUCGUUCCGCGGGCGAACAAAUCGGGCUUCCCCGACUAAUCCGAUUGCGAGCGGAGGCCGCGGCUUCCAUACUUGAGGAAAUUUCAAUUAAAGUUGCUCGCCGUGCCAGCCCACGCACGGCACAUCAGGAUAUCCACGUGAUAUCGCGAAAUCAAGAAUAGCGCGUCGAUCCGGAUUUCUCACUUUCGGAGAUCAACGCGCACGUGAAUCCACGAAGCUAUCCCGACGAAAGCGGAGCUCGAGCGCUUUAUUGUGAAUAAAAGAAAGAACGCAACAAUAAUAUACAAUUUGUUUUUCAAGCUUGAUGAAACCUCAAUGAUUUGAGCGAAGGAGCCUGAAGAGGAACCCUUCGUUGACAGCUGUGUCGAGAACCCCGGAAAUCGAUCCCUCGCUCGAGCGAUCGCGAUACUUGCGGAACCACCUGCUCCCUCACGUACGCCUAAUGUAACCUUCCAUUUGUGCGAGGCGACGUGGGAACGUGACAUCUCAUAGAAACGAGCCCGGGAGAGGAAUACGUGCUCUCUCCCGAGUUAGCUGGCCGUAAUCUUCGGAACGUGAACUUUGACGUGGAGAAUGAAAAGUUUUUCCGCGGAAUAUUUGCUCGGCGAGAACGCGUUUUGAAAAAGAAGGAUAAGUUGGUUUGAUCAUCUCGUCGCGUGGGGGAAGAAAAACCCCUUUCCAAAUAUUUCAGAUUGUGAGCAAUAUAUAUAUAUAAUAAUUUCCCUAAUUGGGACGCUGAAAAAGCAAGAGCCUACAAAGCGGAUGAGCGAUAUUGGUGAAGAAACAUACCGCGUUUCCACUAUCUGCACUAGCGGGAACACCGUAUUUUUAAAGCCAACGAGAUGUGUUUGUUUAGAGUCCAACUCGCGACGAGGCAUUUCAAAUUGAAAUUGCUCGAAAACAACGCGUCACUGUCGCCACAAUCGGCUUAAUCAUCAUCGCAGCUUGCCUACGCAUAUAAAGUGCAAAUUACCGCGGCUUAAAAACACCCUUAUGACAAAUGUCUCUCGGAGGAAAGAGUGGGUUCUGAAAAAAGGGAAAUAAAAUAACAGCAAAGGUUCAAAAGAACCAACUACGCAGUGGAAAUUUAAUCGAUGCACGGCAAAAAGGGAACGAUAGUACACGAAUAGCUCGAGUCGAGUAGCGACAUAUACCUCGGCUUCUAUGUUUUUCGCGGCGGCAGGUUGUAAACAAAUUUACGACCGGGAAGCACACUCCAUCAAAAUUAUACGGCGCGUCGAGAGGAGAAAGAGAGAAUAGGGAAUUAAAAAUAAAUAAUAAAAAAAAGAAAGAGGGACAGUUGUCGGGUGCCGGCUGUCGCGAUCUCUCUCCGAAUCGGUGCCCAACUAAGCCAGAGAGUGGAAGCGCCAGAGGAGGAGCGCAAGAGCGGCCUCGUCCGCGGUCUCGUACGGCGAUUGAGCAGCGGAGGCGCCGGCCGAUCGGGUCGCCAAGCCGACGGCGACAAGACGAGUCCCGGCGGCGAUUGCACCCUCGUCGUAGGAGGACCUGGGGGAGCAUCACCCGGGCAGCAGCAGGAUCAAUUGGUACCAGUGGGGACCGGAAGCGGAAGCACGGUGUCCGCGUCCGCGGGUACCCCGAGCCGACGGGCGAGCCGCGAUCUAAGCCCCUCGAAGAGGUCGCAGGAUGCUGCCGCGGUGGCCAGCCACGGGGGCGGAGGUGGUGCCGGUACCGCGUCGUCGUCGUCGUCGUCGUCCGGCGGCACCGGACAGGAUUGGAGAAAGCUAGUGGGCAGCAUAAGGCGCAAGGUGCGCCGGAAGACGGGACAGAACAGCUCCAGCAUAUCCGAGGCCGCUCUCCAGGAAACGACCAAUCGCAAUCAGGAUGAUUUUCUCAAGGCCGCGAUGAGGAUCUUCCUGGUGGUCUCGCCGCCGAUGACGCGUGUUCAGGUGCGUUCGAGAUCGCUUACCCAGCUGGAUGCCCUCAGCAGCAGCAUGUUGGACACGGGGGAGCAUCAUCUGGAGAGCGAUUCCUCGCAGCAGCAACCCCAUCAUCUGCACCACCAUCAGCAACCCCAUCAGCUGCAACACCACCCUCUCAGCGUCGAGUGCAAUCGAAUUCGAUUUCUCGCACCGGGCGCGACACCCCAAGUCGAGAUUGUACACCCCAAUCGUGCCAGACACAAACUUUCGCGAUCUCAGGUGUCCAGCAACGAAUACUUCAGUGUCAGUUUUGAGGGCGAAGACAUCCCCGGUUCCUUCGAACGCGAGGAAUUUUUACCAGCUACGAGGGGAACUUACCUGGUGGAUGUCCUGGGUCCGGCAUGCGAACGUCGCGGCGUCGAUUUAUCGCGCGUCGAAGUUCUGGACAGCUCGUCGACGCCGUUAUCCCUGCUGACGACGGACGCCUCUACCCUCGGUGGGAAGCAUCUACGAGUAGCCGUUAAGGAUGAAAGAUUGAAUUCUCGAACGCCGAGUCAAAGAGGAAACCAGAAUGUGCCGUUGCGGAAAACCAGUGGAAAUCAUUAUCGAGGCCGGAGCGGUCGUUUCUUCAGCGUCUCCACCGAAGAUACGAACGUCGAUUCCGAGGUUGGCGCUUCCUGCACGACGCUCGCUUCUGGUCGAGGUUCCGCUGGGGCUGCGGGACUCAAGGCCAGCAAGCAGCGCUGGAGCGGGUUCUUCACCAACACCAAGGGUAUCAAGAUGGACCUCUUAACUGCCCAACUGGACGAGUACAACAAGCACGGCGUGCCGAAACUCCCGAAUCUUCAAUGUGAUCUGACGAUCAACGAAGAAGCGCUCUACAGUUUAGAAGAUGACUGGCGCAAUAUCGUGGAGAAUGCUCACCACCUCUCGGAGAAACAAACACAGCAACAAACCGCUCUCUGGGAGUUGGCCGAAACCGAAGUGGCUUACAUUAAAACGUUAAAGGUCGUAACCGACCUCUUCAUGGCGUGCCUCUGUAGUCUGCAAGCCUCGAAUAUCCUGAACGAGGUUGACAGGUCGAAGCUCUUCAGCAAUAUACCCGAUAUCUACGCCGCUAAUCGCUACUUCUGGACCGAGUAUCUGCUCACGAUGGUGAAUACGUCGAGAUCGAGCGGACACCCGCUCGAUCCCGGUCAUCUUCUCCUGGGCUUCGAAACUUUCGAGCAGAUCUUCGCGCCUUACACGAGAUACUGCGCCGAGCAAAGCAAGUGUCAGCAAUAUUGUAAGGACCGGCUGAAUGAUAAUCAGCUCUUCACGGCGUAUCUCGUGUGGUGCGAAACGCAAAAGGACUGCAACCGACUGAAACUUAUGGACAUAUUAGUGAUGCCGAUGCAGAGGCUAACUAGGUAUUCGCUUCUGCUCAAAGCCGUUUGUAAAAAUACCGAGAACGAGGAGCAACGUGCGGAAUUAGUCCAUAUGAUCAAGUCUGUCGACGGUUUCGUGGCGUCCGUGAACGCGGCCCUGAGGAAGAACGAGGAGGCUGCUCAGCUGGACAGCGCAGCCUCCCGCCUAGAGAGUUACGACGUCGUGGAAUCUAAAGGUCUCGAUGAGGAAGUGGAGAAACUGAUAAAACUGUACAGCAAUCUCGACAUCACCACGGUGCCGAUGCCCGGGUGUCCGAAGGAUAGCCUGAGAACUCUUCUUCGAGAGGGGGAUUUGAAACUGAGAGACGCCACCAGCAAGAUGGAAGUGCACGUACUGUUAUUGACCGACAUGUUGCUAAUUUGCAAACCUACAACGAAAAAAAUGUUUAAGAUCAUUAGGCAACCGUAUGUUGUCGACCGCAUACGAAUACACGAGGUCAAAGAACCGUCCAGUCUCGGAUUGGUUUAUCUUAACGAGUACGGGACAGUUUCGGCCGCUUUAAUCCUGAGCGCCGGUGACCCGAAACUAGCCAAGUCGUGGAUGGAAUCCUUGAGACACGCCCAGCAGCAAUUUGCAUUGUUGAAAGUAUCGUCGCUCGGUGCCGAGCCAGUGAUGAAUCUUGCAACAGUUAGCAGGCAACCGAGCACAUUGGGCGACGGUGAUUUCGAAGGGGAAGAAUGUGAGGGAACCUUUCCAAGAACUCCGCGUGGCAGUAGUAGAGCCUCACAUGUUAGCAGUCUCGCUCAUAGUCAUAGCGGCAGUAUGGAGAUGGAAGGCGUGUCUCCGGGAAGUAGCAGCUUCCUGCCGAGUUACAAUCCGAGCAGAAACGUCAGCGUGGAGACCAACGAACAACCGCGAGCGUCGAGUUCCUUGUCGUCGGAAGAAGGUGGCGAAUCCAGUUCCGGGCAUAAUCACAGAUCCAUAAGGCGCUCGUUGCUGAGUAAAUCCCCGACGCCGAACACGCUGAGUGUCCAAGUGCCAUACUCGAGUCUGGGUCAGUCGCUACCCAAUCUGACGCUGGCUACCUCGCCGCAAACUUCUACUGUGUCGCCGACGCCACCGAACUCGUUGCUCAUCGUGCCGCAGAUGACGAAGAGCAAAGACACCUUGCUCUCACCAGGACACCGAGGUAGUAUAUCCUACCCACCGCCGUCACCACCGCGAGGUGCUCUCAGACGAGCGGUUGCGUUACCGCAAUCCCGAAAUCCGCCCUUGAUCAAAACGAGGAACGUGAAUGCGUCCUUGACGCAACCGAUGAUGCAGGCAACAGCGAUGGGCAAUUCUGACACCGAAGUAAUCGAGGAGAGACGGAAAAGGUUGGAUCCUUCGCAGAGAGUGCCGUCGACUAGUAGCGUCGUCGAAGAAAAAAAAUGACCAGUGAAUUGACCUGCAAGAAGAAUUUCCCAAAGAAUGUCUGGUAUGGACCACAUCGCAUGGAUGUACGUGAUAUAUGAAGCUCGACGUGGAUAUACACGAUGAUAUGUAAUGCUCGACGAGAUGCAUUUUUCUCUUUAACUCUAUGUGCGAGUGCUGCACACACUUUCACAUAGAAAAAAAAACAAAAAUUCGAGCAUCAUUGAUCUUCGAGGAUUGAUUGUCUCGCACUCUCUAGAAUUCUAUCUGGAAACGAAUCAAGCAAUUUUACAAUCGAUUGGGGCCAUUCGAAAUCAACGUGAAGUUUGUACCACGACCGUAUUGCUACUUUUAUCUCGUUAUCCUUGUAACAGUAGAUGUUUCUUUGUAAUAUUUAUCCAAGUCCGAGUUGUCUGUGUUUAACAUUGCAUUGCGGCGUUGAACAGAGUCGCAGAUGCAAUAUUUAACAUGUAGACGAUUUAAAUUUUUAAGCGACGAACAAAAAGGCCUACUUAGCGUAAUUACAAUAAUUAAGAUUAUAUAGUGAAUGUGUAGGGCCGUCGUUGACUUUUCAGACGCCUUUGUAAAAUAAUUUAUUUUAACGUUUUAGCGAAGACAAAUUUUUAGAGAGUAAGGUAUUGAUAUUUAACGAAAACAUGGAAACACAAUUUGACGCAUUAAAUAUUUUCUAAUAAUCUAUAUAAGAAAAGGAUUUCAAGUACAAUUGCCUUUUUUCAGGUUCAACGAAUAAAUUAAUGGAUUAAGAAAAAUAUAGAAAGAUGAUGUCAAAAUAUUUUAAGAUAAAUGAAAUUUCAAACCUCUGUAUUUGUGUUUAUUCUAAAACAAAAAAAAAAGAUUACUUUAGAGUCGCAUAUACCGAAUUCGAAGACACCUUUUUCUGAAACUGUUAUUAAAUAAAACAAUAUUAUCAUAUAUACUUGUUUGCAAAAGUUUGAAUUGCGAAUCUUGAAUUUAAUAAGAAAAAAAAAAUUGAAUUUUUAGAAAAUAUUAUUUUAAAUACACGUAUAAUAAUUCAAUUUUUUUAGACUUAAAAGUAGCUUCUUCCCCUUCGCGCUUUUAUGCAAUGCACAAUUUACAUUUACACAUUGUCUUGCGGCGGCUCUGGUGGAUGUUAGAACUUAACGAUUUCGCAGAUGAAUAAAUGAAAAGUAAUAAACGUUUACUUGAAACAACCUUGAAUGUAACAAAUGAUCGAAUGGAAUACGCCCCGAUGUAACUUAGACGUUAAAUUACAGAAUGAUGUCAGAAGGAUUACUUCUCUAUUUCGAGCAUUUUAUCCAUAUAAAGUGUAAAUAACAAAUGUAAGAGAAAAUUUGAAUCAUAUAAUCCAAUAAGAUACAAUAGCCGAUCACUCUUUAUCUAAUAAUAUUUCAAACUGAGAGUAAUAGCAUAAAUAUUGUGAUCAUAUUCUUUUACAUUUGACUAAUGUAUACUCUUUGCUUACAAACUCGCAUUCCGUUUAGUCAUUUCGUUACAUUCAUGAAAAUUUGAUGGCUUUGUCCAAGUAUUGUGUGUCGUCAACGUGUGUGGUUCAACGAAAAUUUUGAAAACCGAGCUGUAAUGGAUUAUAAACGUUAUUUCCUACGAAAUAGCACGAUUUGAUGGGCGGCAGGACAAAGGAACGAAAAGAUAGGAGAAACGCAGAAAGAAGAGAUAUUUGCUUCACAAGUACAAAUCCGUCUGGACGAUUUUAUUCCAAGAUGAAAGAAUCGACUUCGAGACCGAUUCUUAAAAUGCAUUGCUAAUUGGACGUGUAUUGAAAAAAUAAAUGCCACCUAUUUAGAAAUAACAUUAGAUACAAUAUAAAUGCCAUCUAUAUAGAGAUAAUAUUAUGUAGAAAAAAGAAAGAGAGACGGGAAGAGAUAAGAGCAAUGAUUUUAUACGAGCUCCUGUUGUCUGGUAUUCCUCUCGUUUCCUCGAUUCGUAUUAUUUGCCCUUAAGUUUGAAACAAUUAAAUUACUUCCAUAAAAAUACGAAUCGCAUGUAUGUACAAUUAUAAUCGAGAUUAAAAUAUAAUACAUAAUUUAUUAA
Messenger RNA from Nylanderia fulva, 7160 nucleotides. RefSeq names its product pleckstrin homology domain-containing family G member 5. The record is from RefSeq and is a predicted model, not a curated record. Gene Ontology annotation, cellular component: axon; plasma membrane; endocytic vesicle. Gene Ontology annotation, molecular function: guanyl-nucleotide exchange factor activity. NCBI's taxonomy places the organism in Eukaryota, Metazoa, Arthropoda, Insecta, Hymenoptera, Formicidae. Gene Ontology annotation, biological process: endothelial cell migration; Rho protein signal transduction.